AUAUUAUAUAGAUGCACAUACUUAUCCUCCAAGAACCAGGUUCAAGUAUAAGUACAUUAACACUCCUGCCAUCAAAUUAACCAAUAUCAUAUAUCCCUGCACCUGCUUCCGGCCAUGGCAUCGACGGAUAAGCCAGCUGACCCGGAAACCGGUAAGGAAGUUCUGCCAUCAAAGGCCUCAUGCGACGACACGCCUCCUCCUCCAAAAGCAGUUGACUUGUUUGCAGUUGAUGUGGCUCUUAGGUUCUUGGUGUUUGCAGCAUCACUAACAAGUGUAUUGGUCAUUGUAACUAGCAAGCAGACGGUAUUCCAAGGUCCUAUCCCAUUUGAAGCCAAGUUUGAGAACUCUCCUGCCUUCAUAUACUUUAUAGUGGCACUAUCAGUUGCAGGCCUCUAUAGUAUUCUUACUACACUAGCAUCCCUUUCAGUCAUCUGGAAGCCAAUAUUCUCAACCAAGUUAUUGCUCCACUUUGCAUUUUGGGAUGUGCUGAUACUGGGUCUAGUGGCCUCGGCCACUGGCACUGCCGGCGGUGUUGCAUAUAUCGGAUACAAGGGCAAUGAACAUGUGCAGUGGAACAAGGUUUGCUCUAUUUUUGACGAGUACUGCAAACAUAUAGCAGGCUCCCUCGCUUCAUCGUUGUUUGCUUCGGUUUUGCUAGUCCUUCUGGUGUGGUUGUCAACUUUCUCACUCCAUAAGAAAAUUCCCAAAUAAGAGUUAGGUGAAAUAUAUCGCUUCCAAUUGUGUGUUGAAUGUGACUUGUGAGAGUGUCUCAUACUAAAUCUUAGUGUUGGAUUGUGGAUGAUAUGGUCAAUAUUUCUUUUAUAUGUUUAUGUAAAUGAUGUUGUCUACUAGUCGGGUAUAUAGUCAUUGUAAAUUGCAUGUCUUGUAUUAUUUGUAAGACUUAAGAGGAGAAUUAGUGUGGGGAUUCCUGUAAUAUAUUCUAAACGUACGUUUGGGUUUUCCAAGUACAUAUGAUGGUUUUUGGUAUGGAACUUCAUGAAGUGCUGAGCUUCAGCUCCUUUUUAGUUCCAUGGCAUGCCAACAGUGAGACCGGAUGCACCUGCUAGAAUUCUGAUCAAUUUUCUGAAGGUUAAAAGCGACGAAAGAUAGCAGAUAGAAACUAAUCACAAUGACCAACUACUCUUUAACUUGUCGAUGAACCAUUGAAUUGAUGACCGUUCAAGCUUACUAAAGCUAUAGUCCUAACAUCGAUCCCUCUCAGUCUGAUGGUUGGGGACCAAAUCAUCAGGUUGCAGCAAGAAAGUAGCUACUAGCUAACAACUUAUUCUGCAAACAGAACACAAGAUCACUUUCAACUUGGCCGCGGAGACUAGUGGAAUACUGGAAUUGACUGCCAAUCUGCCAUGGUUCCCAUAGCUUGUUGACAUGCAAUGCGGGUGCAAAAACCCUAGAAGCAGGGGCCGAAGUCAAGAGAGCAGAAAAAGGGAACUGGAGCUGUUACUUCGUGUUAUAGUUGCCUAUUCGAGACUGGCACUAUAACAGUAUAACUUGCCUUGGAGCUGAAUAUCUCAUAUCUGUGAAUAUGUGUGAGGAUGAAAAUCCAAUGCCGGCGCAUUCUCUGCUUGCGCUUGGCUCAGCUUCAACUUCAUCUCCGUCCUUGGUGCCGGCUUCGCCGGACUCUCUGAUGCUGCUCCAAUUGUUCAAACAAGAUUAGCAUCUACGUAGCACGUAAUAGACGGGUACGGCCAGUACUAUGUGGCCGGUUACGCGUUUGCGUUAUUUUGUAAUCAAAAUGGAUAGGUGUGUAAACGUCAUGUUUACACACCUGUCUAUUUCCAUGUCGCCUGGCCUUCGCCUAGCGCAGUAGCACGUCACCCAGCGGCGCCUAGAUUUUCAAGUUCAAAUCUCCU
Molecule: messenger RNA, 1871 nt
Organism: Fragaria vesca subsp. vesca
Lineage: Eukaryota; Viridiplantae; Streptophyta; Magnoliopsida; Rosales; Rosaceae
Product: CASP-like protein 7-like
Exons: 3
Coding region: 115-711 (198 amino acids)
Source: RefSeq, a predicted model, not a curated record